AAGGUGACGCCUCCUGGUUUCCAUAGUAAUAGCGGCUCUCCCUCAUGCGCCGCUGCUGUCCGGUUCUGUUUGUAAACAGCUCCGGAGACCCUCCGCCCCCGUCCGCCUCCACGUGCUCCCUCCCACCUGAGCCACCCCCAUCCAAGAUGGCGGCGGGUGGGAGCGGCGGCCUGUCGUUCCCCGGGGUGGUGGGUAACAGCGCCCCCAGCAACCGCAGCGGGUCCUCGGCCUCUUCGUAUAACUACAGCGGAGGGGCUGCGGCCUCCUCCCCUGGCAACCAGGCGGCUGUCUCUUCGUCCGGAGCCUCCCCUCCUGCAGCUCCUCCCCCGCCUCCCUCCUCCGCCGCCGCCGGCCUCCUUCACCGGGAACCCGUGUACAACUGGCAGGCCACCAAGACCACGGUGCGGGAGAGGUUCACCUUUCUCUUCAACAACGAGGUGCUCAGCGACGUGCACUUCCUGGUGGGGAAAGGUCUCGGCAGCCAGCGCAUCCCUGCACACAGGUUUGUCUUGGCAGUUGGGAGUGCAGUGUUCGAUGCUAUGUUUAAUGGUGGCAUGGCUACAACAUCCACUGAAAUUGAACUACCAGAUGUUGAACCAGCUGCUUUCCUUGCUCUGCUGAAGUUUCUGUAUUCUGAUGAAGUGCAGAUUGGUCCAGAGACUGUCAUGACUACGCUGUACACAGCCAAGAAAUAUGCAGUGCCUGCUUUAGAAGCACAUUGUGUGGAGUUCCUGAAGAAGAAUCUCCGCGCUGAUAAUGCUUUUAUGUUGCUCACUCAGGCUCGAUUGUUUGAUGAACCUCAGCUUGCCAGCCUUUGCCUGGAAAACAUAGACAAGAACACCUCGGAUGCCCUAAAUGCUGAAGGUUUCACUGAUAUUGAUUUAGACACACUGGUUGCAGUGCUAGAAAGGGAUACGCUGGGGAUACGUGAGAUCCGGCUCUUUAACGCAGUGGUACGCUGGUCGGAGGCAGAGUGCCAGAGGCAGCAGCAGCCAGUCACAUCGGAAAACAAACGCAAAGCUCUUGGCAAGGCCUUGUCUCUCAUCCGUUUUCCACUUAUGACCAUUGAAGAGUUUGCUGCAGGCCCAGCUCAAUCUGGUAUUCUUACUGAUAGAGAGGUGGUCAGUCUUUUCUUGCACUUCACAGUGAACCCAAAGCCUCGUGUGGAGUUCAUCGACAGGCCACGGUGUUGCUUGAGAGGGAAAGAGUGCAACAUUAACCGCUUUCAACAGGUAGAAAGCCGUUGGGGCUACAGCGGCACAAGUGACCGAAUAAGGUUUUCAGUUAAUCGAAGAAUAUUUGUGGUGGGUUUUGCUCUCUAUGGAUCAAUACACGGACCCACAGAUUAUCAAGUAAACAUACAGAUUAUACACACCGACAGCAAUACAGUACUUGGUCAGAACGAUACUGGCUUCAGCUGUGAUGGGUCCUCAAGCACCUUUAGAGUCAUGUUUAAGGAACCAGUAGAAAUAUUACCUAAUGUGAACUACACAGCUUGUGCCACACUGAAGGGCCCGGAUUCUCACUAUGGUACAAAAGGACUGCGCAAAGUCAUCCAUGAGUCUCCUACCACUGGUGCCAAGACAUGCUUUACAUUCUGCUAUGCAGCUGGGAACAACAAUGGAACAUCUGUUGAGGAUGGACAGAUCCCAGAAAUUAUCUUUUAUACGUAAGGUUGGAAAAACUCCCCCUCAGAAUAUCAGGUCAAGCUUCCUCACUGUUGGAUGCACCACAAGUGCUAGGCUUGGAUGCUUUGGCUGGCCAAUAUGUGUGUCUGGAAAAUGGCACCUAUUCUAGUGGGAACAGGGUAAGGAGGCAAUAAGACGUUAGUACAGUUUAUCUUUAGUGCCACCCACCAUCCAUGUGCCACAUGGCUAGGCAUCUCCUUUUGGGUAUGUCUAAGUAAACAUUGCUACCACUGCUUCUUACUUUUCUCUGCCAGAGACUUAGAAUGCCAAAUCGAUACACCAGCUGUGGCAUAUCAUUGAGCAGUGGUUUACAUUAGAAACACUGUGCUGCUGGCACCAUACUCUUGGAUGUUAUGUUGAUGUUACAGGCAGUGAAAUAGUUUACGUCGGGAAACUGCUUCUUCUCAGUGGCGUUGAUGGUUACUGUAUCCGCACUUUUUACUCUUAGUGUGGGUAGGAUGUCCUUGAAUUGAACAUGAUAUAUAUGGAAAGAUGGCUGAUGCUGGAAUAAUCUAGCACAGUAGACAUUUUUGCCACAAUCUCUAAUCACACCUCUGGCAUUGAAUUGGUAAAUGAGCUGUGGAUUAAAGUUAUCAGUAUCCUUAAACAGAUCUAUAUUUCUCUUUUCAUUUUGUCUGUGACAUUUCAGCUCCUGGUAAAUUAGCACUUUGAUCUUGGUGUAUUAUCCACACUAGGAGAGCUUCUGCCUUCUACCAUGCCCAUGGUGCAGUGAUUUUCAAAUGCUCCUUUUUAUAAGGUGAAGGGAUGGAAACCACAGGGCACAAUAUUCACUUACAAAAUGUGAAAUUGAUAAUAUCAAAAAAAUGUAUAGAAUGUAUUAAAGUUUUAUAGCACUUAGAUAUGCAGUCCCUUAUAAGAUAAUGGCUCAGUUAUUAUGAUGUUACAGGCAUUAUUAUGAGGGCUAAAUGUUAUCCUUUAACCAGCCUGCCGAUUAAAAUUCCAUUGAACAAUGUAAGUAUCCAAAUAGAUCAAGAGCAGAAAUGAUGCUCCUACCUUAACAGGUUCAUUGUAUUUGUAUUGAUUGUAAAUGUAGUGGCUGCUUGCUUUUCCCCCUGCUGUUGCUUCAGCAUUGUUAAAACAGGCCCAAAUAGUGUGUCUAUAAACUUGAAUGUACUGAAAGGUCUCUAUAAAUGACCAUUUGUCACAGUCUCAAUUCAGCCAGCUUCUUUUUCUGUAAAUAGAAAAUUAAUAAAGAUGUGCAACAAA
Molecule: messenger RNA, 2915 nt
Organism: Spea bombifrons (plains spadefoot toad)
Lineage: Eukaryota; Metazoa; Chordata; Amphibia; Anura; Pelobatidae
Gene: BTBD2
Product: BTB domain containing 2
Exons: 9
Coding region: 45-1673 (542 amino acids)
Biological process (GO): neurogenesis
Cellular component (GO): cytosol; P-body
Molecular function (GO): protein binding
Source: RefSeq, a predicted model, not a curated record